Molecule: messenger RNA, 780 nt
Organism: Paramecium octaurelia
Lineage: Eukaryota; Ciliophora; Oligohymenophorea; Peniculida; Parameciidae
Source: the annotation of a GenBank genome assembly
AUUACAAUGAAAUCAGGGAAUAAAUGUCUCUAUUAUUGCAAGCAAUUUUUCAAUCUACUAUUAGGAAUGAGCGGUCUACUUAUGAUUGCAAUAGCCAUUUACAUUUGGGUCGUAGCUAAAAUAUUCUCAGUUAUAGUUAUGUGCAUAUUGGUGUUGGGGGGAAUCCAAUUGUUCCUAUCGUUGAUAUGUAUUGUUCAGAUAUUCAAUCUGUUUAGCAUUGGGAACAAAGAAGGCAAUGUUCAGAAUCAAGUUUUACAACUUCUUCUUAGGAUUCAUACUAUUGGGAUAGAUCACAAUUACAAUCUUAGCAUUUGUUUUGGAGGAUCAAUUUAUCGAUAAGGGUAUAGAGAAUGAUCUAAGAGUGUAGCAAUUGAAAAACUUGAUGAACCCAAAGAGACAGCAGAUGCUCUAAAGGAUUAAUUGAAAAAUCAAUACACGAGGUCCAUUUUCAUUACGCUCGCCAGUUUGGGGAUUUAAAUCAUGUGCUUUGUGUUCAGUGUGUGGUAUAGGGAUUCACUUGAAAAUGCAAAUGACAAUAGCAAACUCUUAUAUGAUGAAAAAGAAAAGUAUAAUGAAUAUAGAUUUAUAUAGAAAAUAUAUGAGUUUCGAAGAAUAUUCCUAAAAAUAGCAAGCAUAGGUAAAGGAUAAGUCCAAUAACAACAGAAAUGAAGUAUAUUCAAGAAAUCCUGAAUUUUAUGAGUGGAAACAAUAACAACAAGGCAAGAAAUGAUUUAUCAAAUGAUUUAAUAUCAUGCAUAUUUUCUAUUAAACUAUCUGCAG